Messenger RNA from Ixodes scapularis (black-legged tick), 1458 nucleotides. RefSeq names its product serine/threonine-protein phosphatase CPPED1. The transcript has 6 exons. Bases 184 to 1134 code for a protein of 316 amino acids. NCBI's taxonomy places the organism in Eukaryota, Metazoa, Arthropoda, Arachnida, Ixodida, Ixodidae. The record is from RefSeq and is a predicted model, not a curated record. Gene Ontology annotation, molecular function: hydrolase activity.
UGCAAUUUCUCCAUUUGUUUGUUUUUUGAACAAAACUAAAGAAACUUUGAGGCUGAAGAUAUAUCGCAACAGGCGAAUUAGGGAGACUCAAACGCGGCCGAGGGAACUCAACAUCCAAGCAAGACCAUUAACUUCAACCGCUCAACAGAACGUACACUACGUUCGCACCAGCGACUCGGAUCGAUGCCGGGCGGUACGGUGCAGCGGUCCUUGCGGCCGUACCACAUCACCGAAGACAACACAAGGACUAACGACUUCAAAAUAAGGGCUCGCCACAGAGUCUACGAAGGACUCUCGAAAGACACCCAAAGCGAAUGGAAGGGUCCCUUCUUCUUCAUCCAAGCGGCGGACACCCAGUUCGGCAUGAUCGAGAGCUACAUCGAGAAGAAGCCCGACCCCAAGUGGGACAAGGAGAUUGUGCUCACCAGACAGGCCAUCGCCGCCGUCAACCGGAUGAACCCCAAGCCGUCCUUCUUCAUCGUGUGCGGAGACCUCAUUGACGCAAUGCCCGGCACCGACCUCAGGAAUGCCCAGGAGGACGACUUCCGGCGCGUCAUGGCCGAGAUGAGCUCGGAGGUCCCCCUGGUGUGCGUGUGCGGCAACCACGACAUCGGCAACGAGCCGACGCCCGAGUCCGUUCGAAGCUAUCGGGACACCUUUGGCGACGACUACUUUGUCUUCUGGUGCGGCGGCGUCAUGUGCAUCGUCAUCAACUCGCAGUACUACGAGAACUCAACCCACGUUCGAGAGCUGGAGCAGGAGCAGAGUUCCUGGCUGGACGAGCAGCUCGAGGAAGCGAAGUCCGGGGGAUACAAGCAUGUGGUGGUCUUCCAGCACAUCCCCUGGUUCCUGCGUGACCCCGGGGAGGAGAACGAAUACUUCAAUAUUGUCCUCGAGCUGAGACAGAAGAUGCUCGAGAAGUUUCAUAGAGCCGGUGUCCGCGCGAUCUUUUGCGGCCACUACCAUCGCAACGCUGGCGGCUUCUACAAAGACAUGGAGCUGGUUGUGACGUCUGCUGUCGGAGCCCAGCUCGGCAAUGACAGCCACGGACUGCGAAUAGUCAAACUUCUAGAGGACAAAAUCCAGCACCAAUACUAUAAGCUUUCGGAAAUCCCCGAGACUGUUGAGCUCUAGGACGAACAAUGAAUUGACAUAUGUGUGACCUUUUGGUUGGGUGGCUGAUAUUUAAUUGGGCACAAGGGGUGCUUCAUCAGCUCAUCUGCUGUUGUUUUCUGUUAUAAUGAAAUAAAUUGACCAGACGACAUGCCUCAACUGAGUAGUUAGUGUUGCUUCAAGUUGCUGGCUGUUACCAUAUUUUUAAGUGAAGUUAUCUGGAGCUUUCAAAUGGGAAAGGUAACAGCCCAGAUGACACCUCAAGCUAUCUGUGUAAAAAAAAAAAAAGACUAGGACACUGUUUAUUUCGUGCCCCAUUCACAAUAAAGAUAAACUAUUUUCGCA